This is a messenger RNA of Octodon degus (degu), 1590 nucleotides long. RefSeq names its product RAD9 checkpoint clamp component B (gene Rad9b). Bases 135 to 1355 code for a protein of 406 amino acids. Lineage: Eukaryota; Metazoa; Chordata; Mammalia; Rodentia; Octodontidae. The transcript has 11 exons. Gene Ontology annotation, biological process: cellular response to ionizing radiation; DNA repair; DNA replication checkpoint signaling. The record is from RefSeq and is a predicted model, not a curated record. Gene Ontology annotation, cellular component: checkpoint clamp complex.
GUUGAAGCGAGAGCAGUGAGGUUAAGCAGCUUCGAAAAAAAAAAAACAAAACAAAACACGCGGGCAACAUCCGGGUACCUGGGGCCUUUGCGCUGAGGCGCACCUUCCAGUCCUGCCUUUUAGCACCCGUAGCCAUGUUGAAGUGCGGGAUGAGCGGAAAUCAGGUGAAAGUAUUUGGGAAAGCAAUCCAAGCUCUGUCACGAGUAAGCGAAGAACUGUGGCUAGACCCGGAAGAAAAAGGUCUUGUUCUAAGAGCUGUAAAUUCUUCUUCAUCGGCAUAUGGAUAUGUGCUGUUCUCGUCCGUGUUUUUUGAACAUUAUCAAUGGUCAACCUCGAAGAAAAUGAAUGACAGUGGCAGAUCAUUUUGUUUAAAUUGCAAAUUGGGAAUGAAGUCAAUUCUACCCAUCUUUAGAGGUCUGAAUUCUUUUGAAAGGAAUGUAGAAAUGUGCAAAAUAUUCACCAGCUCUGACACGUGCAAAGUAGUUAUUCGGUUCUUCUGCAGACAUGGUAUUACGAAAACUUAUAAUGUGUGUUUCCAAGAAAGUCAGCCUGUGAAAAUUGAUUUUAAAAAGAAUAUGUGUUGCAAUACUCUAAUGAUUCAACCAAGAUUACUGGCUGAGACAAUGGUUCUCUUUCCAUCGAAUCAGGAGGAAGUUACUCUUUCUGUUUCUCCCCUGAAUUUGUGCCUCAAGAGCUCUCGUGGGGGAUCAAAGGAUAUGACCAAUUCCGUGUACAGUGAGAUGUUUAUUGGCCCAGAUGAGUUUGACUUCUUUCAGGUUGGGUUGGAUACUGAAAUAACAUUUUGCUCCAAAGAGUUGAAGGGGGUGCUGAUAUUUUCAGAAGCUACACAUGCUCCUGUGUCCAUUCAUUUUAAUUUUCCUGGGAAGCCCGUGGCUGUGAGUAUUGUUGAUAUGCUACUGGAAGCCAACUUCAUCUUAUCUACGCUGGGUGAUGACCCAAGCGGGGCAUGUUCCCCACAAGCACUGUGUCUUUUCUCAGCAGGAAAAAAGUCAGAUGGGCGACAGUCAGAUUCACAGGCUGGCAGAAGGGGAGCACCCCAGGCCCCAGAGUCUAUAUCGAGAAAAGCAGUCCCCAAAAGGCUUUGUCCUCGGGAUACUCCCACAAAGGACUUGGUGGUGGAAGACCAUGGCCAGCUCCAGCCAAAGAAGGCCAACCUGGAUGACAUCUGCAAGGUGUGCAAAAGCCGUGUGGGUGACACAGACAAAGAGCCGAACUCUUUUUCUCUUGGGAAGUUUUCGUCCAUAUUCUUUGGAGCAGUUUCUUCUGAGCCACAGAAACACCACCCGCAGCCUUUAGAGAACCUGGCCAUGGCAAGCGACAGCGAGGAAGACUGAGCCGCUGGCACCCCGCAGGCUUUCACACCAUGUGUACAAGUGUCCCAGACUUCUGUGACAGGGAUGGGGGGCUCCGCUUCUCUAAACAUCACCUUGCACAUGACUCAGUGUAGGAAUAGCUGUUUGUCCAGUGCAUAACAUUGGUUUUAAAUUACUUGGAGGCAGAAGUUCACUGUGUAGAAAAAAGCCAGUUAGAGUUCUUUGAUUCAGUUCAUGUUCACCCUGGAGCCUUCAA